AUGGUGAAAGACGAAUGUCACCAUGGACCACAAGGGAAGUGCCUUCACUGUGCAGCUUUAGAGCCUUACGAUGAGGAAGUGAUGAAAUCUUGUAAACCUCCAAUAAAGUUCUUUUCCUUCCACUCCUAUCUGCGUAAGUUGACUGGUGGAGUAGAUAAAGGCAAAUUUGCCAACUUGGAAGACAUCACAUGCAAAAUCAAAGAUGGCUGUACAGAACACCCUCCAUGGCCACAUGGUAUCUGUACGAAAUGUCAACCAAAUGCUGUCACAUUAAACAGACAAAUAUACCGGCAUGUUGAUAACAUAAUGUUUGAAAAUCCUAAAAUAGCUGAACGCUUCUUGAACUAUUGGCGCAGUACAGGUCGACAGCGGCUUGGAAUACUCUAUGGAAAAUAUGAGGUUCAUAAAGACGUGCCUUUGGGGAUUAAGGCAACAAUAUUUGCCAUCUAUGAACCACCUCAGGAAAGUUCUAAAAACCGUAUUCAAAUAAUGAAAGAUGAGAAUGAUGAAUUGGUGAAGAGUAUAGCUGAAAAGAUGGGAAUUCAUCCAAUUGGCUGGAUUUUCACUGAUCUUAUGGCUGAGGACUUGAAGAAAGCAACUGUGAAGCAUUAUAGAGGCAAUCAGGAUUCACAUUAUUUGAGUGCAGAAGAGUGCAUCAUGGCUGCUGAGUUUCAAAACAAAUACCCUAAUCCUUGCCAAUAUUCUGCUGAAGGCAAGUUUGGUUCCAAAUGUGUCACUGUUGUGGUGACAGGUGACAGUAAAAACCAAGUUCACUUUGAAGGUUACCAAGUUUCCAACCAAUGCAUGGCGUUAGUUCGAGAUAACUGUCUGAUUCCGACUAAAGAUGCACCAGAGCUGGGCUAUGUGAAAGAAUCUUCCAGUAAACAGUUUGUUCCUGAUGUCUUCUACAAGGUGAAAGAUGAAUAUGGAAAUGAAGUGAUAGAAUUGGCACGACCAUUACCUGUUGAAUAUCUUCUGGUUGACAUUCCAUGUGCUUUUCCUGUAUGUCCACGGUCUUUUUUCAAUGUUUCUGCUAGCAAACCUUUCCCUGUUGAGAACCGUGAGAGCCUAGGCGAAAUCCAGGACUUCAAUGCUUUGGUACAGUACAUGGAACAAUUUCAACCCAAUGAUUUCUUGGAAGCUAUGUCAGAUUUUCACCUUCUCUUGUUUCUUGCCACUUGUGAUAUGCUUCCACUCAAGGAGACUAUUUCAAUAAUAUUGGAAGCUGUGAAAACCAAAGAUAAAAACCUUGCACACAAGUUUAAGAAAUCAGAAGAGUGGGCCACAGUUGAGGAGAUGAUGGCUGCCCAAGCAAUGCCAAUGGAGGAAUCAAGUGCAGUGAAUUUUGUAGGCGGUGCUGAGGCCAGCAAUACUACAGUGCCUGAUUUACCUGGUGUUGGUGGUGCUGGGAGCAGUGGUAACAGUGGUUCCAGCUGGGCAUGUGCCUAUUGCACUUACAUUAACCGGUCGGGAGAUGCUGCCUGUGAGAUGUGCUCUCUGCCUCCCUGAAACUCCAAUUCCUUUAUCUUCUCCCUUCCACUACCCCAAUUCCACACCUUACCUCUUGCCUCUUGCAAAUAUUACUUGACAUCAAACUUCCACUCAGAGGGUCAUGAGACAGGCACUGACUGUUGUUACUUCCCUUUGCUGCCAUGAAUUGGACCUGAGGUUUGGUUGGGUUUACUUUCUCUCUCUUUCACUUUGUUCCCUUUUUUUAAAGUUUUUGGUUAUAAAA
This is a messenger RNA of Octopus bimaculoides (California two-spot octopus), 1735 nucleotides long. RefSeq names its product nuclear protein localization protein 4 homolog. The record is from RefSeq and is a predicted model, not a curated record. Gene Ontology annotation, cellular component: nucleus. Lineage: Eukaryota; Metazoa; Mollusca; Cephalopoda; Octopoda; Octopodidae. Gene Ontology annotation, molecular function: ubiquitin binding; ubiquitin protein ligase binding. Gene Ontology annotation, biological process: ubiquitin-dependent protein catabolic process.